Molecule: messenger RNA, 936 nt
Organism: Myotis lucifugus (little brown bat)
Lineage: Eukaryota; Metazoa; Chordata; Mammalia; Chiroptera; Vespertilionidae
Product: olfactory receptor 4P4-like
Biological process (GO): G protein-coupled receptor signaling pathway
Cellular component (GO): membrane
Molecular function (GO): olfactory receptor activity; G protein-coupled receptor activity
Source: RefSeq, a predicted model, not a curated record
AUGGAAAAUAGAAAUAAUGUCACUGUGUUUAUUCUCCUGGGACUCUCUCAAAACAAGAACAUUGAAAUCCUCUACUUUGUAUUGUUUUUACUUUGUUAUAUUGUUAUUUGGAUGGGAAAUUUGCUCAUAAUGAUUUCUAUCACAUGCAGUCCGCUAGUUGACCAACCCAUGUAUUUCUUCCUUAAUUGCCUCUCUCUCUCUGACCUUUGCUAUACAUCAACAGUGGUGCCCAAGCUACUGACUGAUUUACUGGCAGAAAGGAAGACCAUUUCCUAUAACAACUGCAUGACACAGCUUUUUAUCCUUCACUUCCUUGGAGGCAUUGAGAUCUUUAUCCUCACAGGGAUGGCCUAUGACCGCUAUGUGGCCAUCUGCAAGCCCCUGCACUACAUGAUCAUCAUGAGCAGGCAAAAGUGUAACAGGAUCAUCGUAGCUUGUUGCACUGGGGCAUUUGUCCACUCUGCCAGUCAGUUUCUUCUCACCAUCUUUUUACCGUUCUGUGGCCCCAAUGAGAUAGAUCACUAUUUCUGCGACGUGUAUCCUUUGCUGAAAUUGGCUUGCACUGACACCUAUGGAAUUGGUCUCUUGGUAAUUGUUAAUUCAGGUCUGAGCUUUGGUGACUUUAUGAUUUUGAUGGCGUCUUACUUUAUGAUAUUUUACACCAUCAGGGCUUCCCCUGCAGAGAGCCGUGCCAAAGCUCUUUCCACUUGCGGUUCUCACAUCACAGUGGUGGUCCUGUUCUUUGUGCCUGUCCUCUUCAUUUACAUUAGACCAGCCACAACUUUUCCAGAAGAUAAAGUGUUUGCUCUUUUCUACACCAUCAUUGCUCCCAUGUUCAACCCUCUAAUCUAUACACUCAGAAACAUGGAGAUGAAGAAUGCUUUGAGGAAAGUGUGGUGCCAGAAACCAUUUUUGAUUGGAAGGCAGGUCAUCUGA